Messenger RNA from Pseudophryne corroboree (corroboree frog), 3435 nucleotides. It is a transcript of the gene MATN2, whose product is annotated as matrilin 2. Bases 239 to 2800 code for a protein of 853 amino acids. The transcript is spliced from 19 exons. Gene Ontology annotation, molecular function: calcium ion binding. NCBI's taxonomy places the organism in Eukaryota, Metazoa, Chordata, Amphibia, Anura, Myobatrachidae. The record is from RefSeq and is a predicted model, not a curated record.
AGCAGCAGCCUUGGCAUGUCCUGUAUAUGGGUUGUAUGCCCGGUUACUGGCCCUGCCGGAAAGGAGGGGCGGGUCUUUGCAUGCAUGGACUUUCCCAAGGGGGCAAUCUUCCUUCUCUUCUUUUUGGACACUGGAAUUAGAAAGCUGUGUGUCUGCUGCUGCUGCUGCCUCUCCGGAACCCUCUGCAAGCUGCCUCUCCCUCCCUUCCUCCACAUGAGCAGGAAAAUCACUUACCAGUAUGGGUCUUACGAAUGUGUGUGUCCUGGUCCCGCUCUUGUUUCUGGCUGCAGAGGCGCUAGUGAAACGGCAAUCAGGAGGACAAACUGAACUGGAAAUUCAUGCUAAUUUAUUAAGGAUGACCAUGUUCCAUGCAUUCACUGAGAAAGGGAACUGGACAGGUUUCAAGGAAGCCUGCCAGAGUAAGCCCCUCGAUCUUGUCUUCAUCAUCGACAGUUCCAGGAGCGUCCGUCCGUACGACUUUGAAAAAGUGAAAGAGUUUCUGAUCACUGUGCUAAAAUUUCUUGACAUUGGCCCAGAAGCCACCAGGGUGGGUCUGCUGCAGUAUGGGAGCACGGUCAAAAAUGAAUUCUCUCUGAAGACUUACAAGCAGAAAUCCGAUAUUGAGCGUGCGGUCAAGAGGAUGAUGCACCUUGCUACAGGCACUAUGACCGGGCUGGCCCUCCAGUAUGCCAUGACCAUUGCCUUCUCUGAGGCUGAGGGGGCACGCCCUGCAAAUCAGUAUGUGCCAAGGAUUGCCAUGAUCGUGACUGACGGCAGACCGCAGGAUCCUGUUGCUGAGAUUUCAGCCAAAGCUAGGAAUUCAGGAAUUUUAAUUUUUGCAAUUGGAGUGGGCCGAGUAGACAUGACCACCUUGAAAUCUAUCGGGAGCGAGCCUCAUGAGGAACAUGUCUUUUUGGUGGCCAAUUUCAGCCAGAUUGAAACGUUGACGUCUGUUUUCCAGAAUAAACUUUGUGCUCCUCACCUCUGUGCUACUACCACACAUGGCUGUGAUCACUUCUGCAUCAACACGCCGGGCUCUUACAUAUGUAGAUGCAAACAAGGAUACCUUCUAAACCCCGAUGAGAGGAGCUGCAGCACUCAGGACUUGUGCGCUACAGAGAAACAUGGCUGUGAGCAGAUCUGCGUUAAUACCCACGGAUCUUAUAUGUGCCAGUGCUAUGAGGCUUAUGAGCUGGCCAGAGACGGGAAGUCCUGCACUUUUGUAGAUUAUUGCGCCUUGGGGACCCACGGUUGCCAACAUGAAUGUCUUAACGCGAACGACUCGUACAUCUGUCAGUGCCGCCCUGGUUUUAUUCUGAAUCCUGAUAAGAAAACUUGUCGGAGACCGGAUUAUUGUGCGUUGACUUAUCACGGCUGUCAACAUGAGUGUGUUAAUACCGAUGAUUCCUAUUACUGUAGAUGUCGACAAGGAUUUUCACUCAAUCCAGACAAGAAAGCGUGCACAAAAAUCAACUACUGCGCACAGGGCGAUCACGGAUGUGAACACGAAUGUGUGAGCGCUGACAGCUCAUUUGUGUGUAAAUGUCGGAAAGGUUACGCUCUGCACCGCAACGGGAAAACGUGCAGGAAAGUGGAUCACUGCUCUGAGAGUAAUCAUGGAUGUCAGCAUGUCUGUACUAACACGGAGGAAUCAUACAUGUGCCAGUGCAAUGAGGGAUUUGUCCUGAACACAGACUUGAAGACCUGCAGUGCUGUGGAUCACUGUGCCUUGAAUGAACACGGCUGUCAGCACCUGUGUGUCAGCGCAGAAGGCUCCUACGUGUGUCAGUGCUUCGAAGGGUAUUUGCUGCGCGAUGAUAAGAAGACAUGUAGAAGUAAAGACCUAUGCAGAACCACGGAGCACGGCUGUGAGCAUCUCUGCGUAGCUAAUGAGGACUCCUACUACUGUAAAUGCUCUGAAGGAUACAACUUGGCGGAAGAUGGAAGAAAAUGCAGAAAGUGCGGAGAAGGACCAGUUGACCUGGUGUUCAUCAUUGACGGUUCCAAAAGCCUCGGGGAGGACAACUUUGAAAUUGUAAAACAGUUUGUAAAUGGAAUCAUAGACUCCUUAGAGAUCUCACAGAAAGCUGCCCGCGUGGGGCUGGUUCAGUAUUCUACACACGUCCACACAGAAUUCACUAUGGCCCAGUACAGCUCAGCCAAAGACAUGAAGAAAGCAGUGUCCCAAAUGAAAUAUAUGGGCAGAGGAUCCAUGACUGGACUUGCCUUGAAGCUUAUGUAUGAAAAAAGCUUUACCGAGACACAGGGCGCCAGACAACGGUCCUUGGGUGUCCCAAGAGUGGCCAUUGUGUUUACCGACGGCCGGGCACAGGAUGAAGUAUCAGACUGGGCAGGCCGGGCCAAGCAGAGCGGCAUCACCAUCUACGCCGUCGGAGUGGGAAAAGCGAUCGACGAGGAGUUACAAGAAAUUGCUUCAGCUCCGCAAGAGAAACAUGUUAUUCAUGCUGAUGACUUCAGCUCCAUGGGAUAUAUCACUGAGAAACUAAAAUCCAGCAUCUGUGAAGGGUGGAUCAAUUGGAAAGAAACUACAGACCUCUACAACCAAGAAUAUACUUCCGAACUAAAAGGAGAAAAUAGUGAAGUCACAGUCUCUUGUUCCAUGUCUGCCAUCAAAUUCACAACACAAGCAGAAGAAAACCCAGCAGAAGAACAAUGCCAGUGUAAGAAUAUAAUGGAGUUUCAGUACAAUGCGAAUGAAGACGUCAAGAGGCUAACUCAACAAUUGGAGCAGAUCACACGACGGAUGGAAGACCUGGAAAAUCGUGUUGGACAAAGAUAACAGACUUGAUCUCCGCUGCGUGCAAAGAGGAUAAGCGAAGGGCAGUGGCGGGAGGGCAACUGUUGGACGGACACGGAGGGGCAAGAUGGAAAGCAGAAGUGGCCCAAAAUUAUCAUAGCACCAGCUGCAUAUUUACAAUAGGUUAUCACGGGAAGGAAUAUAGUUAGUUAUAAAGAAUUGGUGCUUGUAUCUUCCUCAGGCUUAUAGCUACGAUAAUUUCAUGACUGUGCAAUGACACAUUGAAGGGGCCAGACAAGCUUAUAGUACCUGGCCGCACCUGAAACAAAAACAAGCAUGACCCCUUACCCCAGGUCUCCUGAUGGACAAAAAAACGGGGGAGGAAAACAAGUAACGGCUACCUGGACACAAUCAGAAAUGUAUAAUGUACAAAUAUGUUUUAUUUAUAUAACUUUGGAAUUGCAUGUUUGACUCCAAAAACAAGAGCACACAGGAAGAAUAGUUUGUGAUGUUUUAUUCUAUAAGACUGAAGAUUUGUGAAUUUUGCUGAAAGGAAAACAGAAAGAAAAAAAAACAUUCUGAGGACCAAAUCUAGUUUUGUAAUUUCUAAACAGCUCGUGAUGUCACAACAUUCUAUUAAAUCUAAAUAUUAAGUGGUAAACUAUUUGUUAUAAUAA